Messenger RNA from Trichogramma pretiosum, 1776 nucleotides. RefSeq names its product facilitated trehalose transporter Tret1-like. NCBI's taxonomy places the organism in Eukaryota, Metazoa, Arthropoda, Insecta, Hymenoptera, Trichogrammatidae. The record is from RefSeq and is a predicted model, not a curated record. The coding region runs from base 45 to 1415 and encodes 456 amino acids. Gene Ontology annotation, cellular component: membrane. The transcript is spliced from 3 exons. Gene Ontology annotation, molecular function: transmembrane transporter activity. Gene Ontology annotation, biological process: transmembrane transport.
CUCGUUAUUACUUGAAUUUUCGAGCGGCUCAUUUUCAUCGGAUAAUGCAAUUAGAGUUUCCGAAAAAUUCCAUGUAUCCGCAAUGGUUCGCCGGAAUCGGAGUUACGAUGCUGACCAUUCACAUCGGCUUAAUCGGCGGCUGGUCAUCACCGACAUUAGUUAAACUAACGGCGGCGGACUCGUCGAUUCCUCUGGACUCCGAUCAAGCAUCUUGGGUCGCGUCCCUCGUGAACUUUUCCCGCUUCUUCGGUGGCAUUCUCGGCGCCGUUUGCGCAAGUUAUUUCGGCAGCAAACGCUCGAUCCUAAUAACGCUACAGCCCAUUGCUCUUGGCUGGCUGUUCGUCGUGAUUGCCACGUCCGUCGAGUGGCUCUAUGCCUCGCGACUCGCCAGCGGUCUAGGCCUCGGAAUGGCCUUCGCGACCUUUCCCCUCUUCGUCGGCGAAGUGUCCAUGCCCGAAGUGCGAGGGGCUCUCAUUUCCUUGGCCAUUGUCGGGGCGCCCUUUGGCCAGGUCAUCGCAAGCGUCUGCGGAACUUAUCUCUCGGUGCAAGUCGCGGCCGGCAUUUAUUUGGCUCUCGCUCUACUGGCUACCAUCAUUUUCAUUUGGCUGCCAGAGUCACCUCAUCACUUAGUGAAAGCCGGAAACGCUGAGGCUGCGAAAAAUGCCAUCUAUUGGUAUCGAGCUGGUCGAACUGUUGAGGAUGAAUUUGGUGCCAUCGAAAGAUUCGUUGGGGGUAACGUUCAAAAAAGUUUCCUCGAUAAAUUGAAAGAAUUCAAAACAGGACCGUCCAAAAAAGCCAUCAUACAGGUAAUUAUUUUGUUCACCUUCGCGCAAAUGAGUGGACUCAACGUUAUUAUGUUUUUCAUGGAAACGAUUCUGCGACGAGGUGAAUUCGUACUCGUCGAGCCUUCUUUAAUGGUCAUCUACGCUAACGUAUGCAGCACCGCAUCGGCGAUUGUGUCGAUAUUUUUAAUCGACAGAUACGGUCGUAAGUUGCUGCUUUCUUACGCGGCUCUCGGUGUCACUCUGUCGAUGAUAGGCCUGACGUGUCACUUUUUACUGAUGGAUCUCAAGGUGAAUAGCAGUCAAUUGCAGUGGCCCUUGGCGGGCUCGAUAUUUCUAUUCAUGAUCUCGUACUUCUUGGGGCUGCUCCCGGUGCCCAAUGCAAUAUUGAGCGAAACUUUCCCAGCUGAUACUAAGCACAUCGCGUCUUCGAUCGCAGGCUUAACGAGUGCAUUUAUGGGGUUUCUUUCAGCCAAGACUUACCUGCCGAUGCUGAAUGCCAUGGGCGAUACUUAUGUAUUUUUGUUCUACCUUAUUUGCUCGGCAGUUUUAUUGCCUUACGCGAUAUUCGUGUUGACGGAGACAAAAGGUAAACCUUUGCAACAAAUACAAGAUGAGCUAAUGACCAAGUGAUUACGACGUGACUGUAAUUAGAUUCUUGUCAAAUUCCGACACUAAAAAUGUAUCCAUUGUAUAAAGAACAAACAGCCUAAUCUUCAGGCAGAUAUAAUUAAUCCUUAAACAACUUAAUUAAUGUAGAAACAAAUAGUAUCUUAUUAUUCUAAACAAAUGAGCGCAAGCCCUUUUAUUGUAACUUAUAGAUCGAUUUUUAUACUUCAAAUACAUGAUUUUUUUAGCUUUUUCUUCCGAUUGUAUAUCUUUAGUACCAACCUCGCAGUAAUUGAACCCCUGCUACUCGGCAUAUAGACUUACAUUGUAGCCGAGUGGGUUGUAGUUCAAGUAUUCAGGUAAAAAAUAUUUAACGUUACUUCAA